This is a messenger RNA of Adelges cooleyi (spruce gall adelgid), 549 nucleotides long. RefSeq lists its product as uncharacterized. Bases 1 to 480 code for a protein of 159 amino acids. The transcript has 4 exons. The record is from RefSeq and is a predicted model, not a curated record. NCBI's taxonomy places the organism in Eukaryota, Metazoa, Arthropoda, Insecta, Hemiptera, Adelgidae.
AUGAAUAAUAUUAAAGCGCAAGCCGAUUUAAGAGGACAUCAAGCACUGUAUGGAGCCCAUUUAAACGAAACCAGUUAUGGUACUAUCAAUUUAAGACCGGAUUUAGAGGAGCAAGAAGAGCAGACAAAUAUAAGUGUUCGGAUUCAAAACCGAAGAGUCAAGUGGCGUAAAGAGUCAAAAUUACAGAAUGAUCAAAACACAUUACAGUACCAUCAUUUGGAAACUAUUGCGUCACAAAGUUCUACAGGACAUCAAGCACACGUUGAAAGUAACAACUUUAGAGAAUCACUGUAUGAAACCCAUUUGAACGAAACCAGUUAUGGUACUAUGAAUUUAAGACCGGAUUUAGAGGAGCAAGAAGAGCAGACCAAUAAAAGCGUGUAUUUAAAAAACUUUUAUGAGCCCAAAUACGAUGUGUAUCCAAUUUAUGUCAGAAAAAAAGUCCUAAUUACUGAACUAAUAGUUAGACAUCAUAGUUAAACCUUUAAAUUAAGAUUUUGUGACUCCUUAAUAAGACCAGAAGUAGUACCUUAUAUGUACUUUCAAAUA